GCGGCCAAGAUGGCGGCGGGAGCCGAGCGCGGCGCGGCGCUGCCCGCGGAGCCGCCGCCGCUCAGCGCCGAGGAGGUGGCCAGGAGGCUGGCGAGCACCCGCCGGGAGUUGGGCAACCGCCGCAAGAUCCUGCUGCGGAACCUGCCGGCCGAGAGCAGCAGCCAGGAAAUCCAUGACUUGUUUAAGGAUUAUGAAAUCAAGUAUUGUUACGUGGACAGGAAUAAAAGAACAGCGUUUGUCACCCUGUUGAACGGGGAGCAGGCCCAGAGCGCCAUCCAGAAAUUCCACCAGUCCUCCCUGCGUGGCAAGGAGAUCUCCGUGCAGCUGCAGCCCACRGAUGCUCUGCUGUGCAUCACCAACCUGCCCCUAUCCCUGAGGAUGGAGGAGUUUGAGGAGCUGGUGCGUGCCUACGGCAACGUGGAGAGGUGUUUCCUGGUGUACAGCGAGCUCAGCGGCCRUUCCAAGGGCUAUGGCUUCGUGGAGUACAUGAAGAAGGACUCGGCUGCCAAGGCCAGGCUGGAAUUGCUGGGCAAACAGCUGGAGGAGAGCACUCUGUUUGCACAGUGGAUGGAUGUGAACCAGCUGACCACAAACCUCAUUCACUCCAAGUGCCUUUGUGUGGAAAAGUUACAGAAGGACUGCGCCGACUCCAAGGAGCUGCUGCAGGCGUUCUCCCUCAARUACAAACCCGUGUUCUGCCAGUUUGCCCAGGACGAGGACGGCGGCAGCGGCGAUUUUGCGGUGCUGGAGUACGAGAGCGCGGAGCAGGCGGAGAGCGUUCGGGACACCAUGGAUGGGGUGACCAUCAAUGGCAGGAGGCUCCACGUGUCCUUCUGUGCCCCUGGAGCCCCAGGCAGGAGCACCUUGGCAGCUCUGAUUGCAGCACAGAGGAUGAUGAGGAACAACAGGAAGGGUUUGCUGCCAGAGCCAAAUCCAGUGCAGAUCAUGAARAGUUUGAAUAAUCCAGCAAUGCUGCAGAUGCUGCUGCAGCCCCAGCUGCGUGGCCAYGCUGUCAAACCUGUUCUUGGAGCAUCUGCAGGUUUACCUCACCUCCUCAAUUCUGCUGUUGCCCCACCUUUUCUGCAGCUGAAUAAAGUUCAUCAGAGCUCGGUGCUGGGGAGCACCUCCAGCCUGCUGCUGCAGAGCCCUGCUCACCUUCCCCUGCCCCAGCAGCAGCUGCUGAAGAUGGACAACAUGCAGGCAAACACUAAGCCAGGUUUGCUGGGGGAGCCUCCAGCAAUGCUGCUGCAGACUGUCCUGGGGAUUGGGGUGAUGCCAGCAGUGAAUUCCAGCCUGGCUGCUCGAGGAGAAGCUCUCAAGACAGCAGCAGCAGCAGCAGCAGGGAUGGGAAUGCUGCCAUUCUUCCCCAGCCAGCACAUGCUGGGCCAGGCUCUUCCUGGGCCCAACGGAGCUGCAGACAAAGGCACCGCCGAGACAUCGGGAUCGGGAUUGGGAUCGGGAUCAGCCCCGGGAUCACAGCCCUUCCCACAGCCCCUGCCCARCCUGGCCACAGGAGCUCUGCGUGCUGCACGCUCCAAACCUCCCAGCCAGCUCAAAACCUCGGAGCCAGCCCUGGGGACUCCCUUGAAAAAACAGACUUCUCUGCUCGGGGAACCCCCGAAAGAAAUCCGGCUGAGCACCAACCCCUACUUGAAUUUGGCAAGUGUUCUGCCUGGGAUCUGCCUGCCAGCAAUUGCCAGCAAAGCCUCCAGCCCCCCGCAGCAGAGCAGCCUUCCCAGCGUGGUGGAUGCUGCAGUGGCUCAGGGAACUGCAUCACAACACUCCAUGGARAAUUAUUUCAGCUACUCCCAGCAGCCUGGGGAGUUCCCACAGGUGGCCCCGAAGCGCAGCUCCUCGUACCUCGUGUCCUCCCCCGAGCCCGGCCCUGCAGAAUUCCCAACUCCCGGCUCCGUGCGCUACACGGAAUCCUCCCUCAAGAAGAAGCGCGUGUACUGACAGGGUCCCCCAUUCCCAGGGGUGAUGGAUCCCCAUUCCCAUGGAUUCCCAUUCCCGUGAAGUGAUGGAUUCCCAUGGCGUGAUGGAUUCCCAUGGAUUCCCAUUCCCAGGGGUGAUGGAUUCCCAUUCCCAUGGAUUCCUAUUCCCGUGAAGUGAUGGAUUCCCGUGGGGUGAUGGAUUCCCAUGGAUUCCCAUUCCCAUGGAUUCCUGUUCCUGUGAAGUGAUGGAUUCCCGUGGGGUGAUGGAUUCCCAUGGAUUCCCAUUCCCAUGGAUCAAUGGAUUUCUGUGGAUCAACGGAUUUCCAUGGAUUCUCAUUCCCAUGGAUGAAUGGAUUCCCGUGGGGUGAUGGAUUCCCGUGGAUGAGUGGAUUCCCAUGCACCAGUGGAUUCCCAUGGAUUAACGGAUUCCCAUGGAUUCUCAUUCCCGUGGAUCAACGGAUUCUCAUGGAUUCUCAUUCCCAUGGAUUGAUGGAUUUCUGUGGAUCAAUGGAUUUCCGUAGAUUUCCACUCGCGUGGAUCRAUGGAUGGAUUCCCAUGGCUCAAUGGAUUCCCAUGGAUUCCUAUGGAUUUGCAUGGAUUCCCAUAGAUCGAUGGAUUCCUAUGGAUUUCCAUGGAUCCCAUGGAUCGAUGGAUUCCCAUUGGUUCCCAUUUCCACGGAUUCCCAUCCCUGUGGAUCAAUGGAUCCCCAUGGAUCCCCAUGGAUCAAUGGAUUCUCAUGGAUCAAUGGAUUCCCAUGGGUUCCCAUCCCCGUGGAUCAAUGGAUUCUCAUGGAUCAGUGGAUUCCAAUGGAUUCCCAUUUCCAUGGAUUCCCAUUCCCAUGGAUCCCCACAGAUCCCCAUCCCCGUGGAUGGAUCCAUUCCCAUUCCCUGCCCGGGGAGGGAAGGCAGGUGGGAAUCCAUCCCUCUGUAUUUAUUGCUGCCUUAACUUCAGCCAAGGAGUUCUUGGGUGUGGGGUGCGUGUCCAGGAGGAUCCCUCCCUUCCCUGGGGACAGGAGGGGACAGCGCUGGCUUUGUCACCUUUGGGCUGAGGGACAGAGCCUGGGGGGCUGGGACAGCUCCAGCCCAAAGCAAUAAAAACCCGGAGUGAGGAAAGCCCAUCCUUUAGGCARGUUAGAAGAGGAAGUCUCCCUAAGAAUGAUUUUGUAUUUUUUUAACUCAGAAUGUCGGGGGUUUUUUCCCCAACCUUCCUUUUUUUCCAGGAUUAAGAGUUCUGCAUUUACAGCCUUUGGAUUUUUAAUAUUCCUUCUUAAUCCUGGGAUGGAGCGAUACCAAAUGUAUUCCCAGAGCCUCGUGCUGGGCUCAGUAAAUGCCUGCUCCAAGGGAGAUCUCAUCUCUCCUGUGCUGCCUUGGAAUAUUCCCUGCGAUCCUGGGACAGUGGAAUAACUUUUUCUGGUUUUAGGCUGAGAAUCCACAGCUUUUCCAUGGAUGAAUUCAUUCCCAGUGUGUGGCUGUGCCCGUGUGAGGCCCCAUCCUCCUCCCACAGCCGUGGGACAGCUCUUCCUGGGCCACCCCACAUCAGUUCCCAAUUUCGAGUGUAUUUUCCCUGUUUUUUUAAAGACUUYUUGUAUUUUUAGCUCCUUACCAGCUCUGGCUCGAGUUGUUCUCUCUGCCAUCAGUCCUUGUGAUGAUCUGCCCUCGUUCCAAGGCUUUGCCCCUUGGAAUCCCACUGCAAAUCCAUUUGGGACUGAGUUCACCGAGGCCAGGAGUCACCUCCUUUCUCCCUUCUCCUUGCUAGAGAACCCUGAAGCCAUUUUUCAAUAMUGAUUUUUUUUUUAA
Messenger RNA from Malurus melanocephalus (red-backed fairy wren), 3730 nucleotides. It is a transcript of the gene RAVER2, whose product is annotated as ribonucleoprotein, PTB binding 2. NCBI's taxonomy places the organism in Eukaryota, Metazoa, Chordata, Aves, Passeriformes, Maluridae. The coding region runs from base 10 to 1956 and encodes 648 amino acids. Gene Ontology annotation, molecular function: mRNA binding. Gene Ontology annotation, cellular component: cytosol. The record is from RefSeq and is a predicted model, not a curated record. The transcript has 12 exons.